AUGGCCGAGGAAUUUCGCGAAUGGCCUGUAUACCCCCCUCGCCCGGGAUUACAUGGACCUCAAGUCACGCAACUCUACCGAAGUUCAGCAAAAGACACUGCAAUGGAUCCAAAAUUGGUGGAGCUACGUGCACCUUUUGUCGUAGCCAUUACAGGAUCCGGAAAAGGAGUGGGGGCCGCGAUUGCUGAGGCGUAUGCGCACGCAGGCGCUUCAGGAAUUUUGCUGAGCUCGCGGACUUUGGACGAUCUACAGAGCAUGAGAGCACAAAUCAAUACUAUCAAUGAAAAGUGUGAUGUGCAUUUCGUGGUUUGCGACGUGACAAAUGAAGAUGAACUUUCAAACUUGGCCUUGGAGUGCAAAAAUAGAUUUGGCCGUCUCGAUGUCGCUAUAAUCAAUGCUGGAGUCGGAUCGAAGAGAAUAAAGGGCCCCGAUGGAGAUCAACGCUACCCUCAGGGUAUACUAGAAGAUACUACGGCGGAUUUCUUUCAUGUCUGGAGGACGAACUUCGGUGGAGCCUACCUAACAGCAAGGGCAUUUCUUCCUUUGCUUCGUGAGACUGUCGACGGAGCGCAGGCGAUGGUCUUUAUCUCUUCCAUGGCUUCUCUUCACAAUUACACAGACCUCACUUCUGUGUCAUACAAUAUUAGCAAGCUGGCAGUCAAUCGUCUGGCAGAGCAUAUCCACGACUCGUACGCAAAGGAUGGCAUUCUUACGCACGCAAUUCAUCCGGGUUGUAUUCGAGAUACUGACGGUCACAGCUCAUCGCGCUGGCACGAUAUAAUGGUCGAUGAUAUAAGCUUACCUGGUGCUUUUUGUGUAUGGCUCACUCAGGAAAGACGUGAUUGGUUAUCUGGUCGCUACCUUAGCGCAAAUUGGGAUGUUGAAAAAUUGAUAGAGGACAAGGAGCAAAUUGUGGAUGAAGAUAAGUUCAAGGCGUACUUGAAAGUGUGA
Molecule: messenger RNA, 951 nt
Organism: Penicillium angulare
Lineage: Eukaryota; Fungi; Ascomycota; Eurotiomycetes; Eurotiales; Aspergillaceae
Product: SDR family NAD(P)-dependent oxidoreductase
Exons: 2
Coding region: 1-951 (316 amino acids)
Cellular component (GO): intracellular anatomical structure
Molecular function (GO): oxidoreductase activity, acting on NAD(P)H, oxygen as acceptor
Source: RefSeq, a predicted model, not a curated record